This is a messenger RNA of Octopus bimaculoides (California two-spot octopus), 2372 nucleotides long. RefSeq names its product carbohydrate sulfotransferase 11-like. Gene Ontology annotation, cellular component: membrane. NCBI's taxonomy places the organism in Eukaryota, Metazoa, Mollusca, Cephalopoda, Octopoda, Octopodidae. Gene Ontology annotation, biological process: carbohydrate biosynthetic process. The record is from RefSeq and is a predicted model, not a curated record. Gene Ontology annotation, molecular function: sulfotransferase activity.
CCAACCACAGGCAGCAGACGCGGUCCAGUCCACAAUAAUUUAAAACCUCUUCUAUAGAUGUUUAAAUAUCACUGAUUAACCGACAACAGAAUCACUUAGACUCCUCUACUGACCACAAUUUGAUCAAUUUCACAGACAUAAAGCUCCUCUUCUGACCACACUUCACCUUUUCCAUAGAAAACCUUACUGUGCCAUACCUGACCAUUUCAAGAAGCAUGAAGCUUCUAUACUGACCAUACCUGACAAAAUUCUGUUCUGGAAUUCCUCUACAUUGACCAUACCUGAACGAUUCCCCAGAUAUUUUUAACGGCAUUUAAAGAUGUUCAAAUUACGUUCUUUGACCAGGAACUGGUUAAUUAAACGAAUCCAGGCAAACAAUUUAUUAUAUGUGCUUUUACUCGUUAUCUUCAUAUUAUUCCUCAUUCAAGCAACACAUGAGAAAUUCAAACCAUGGCAACGACGUGGACCACAGCAUGUGAUGCAUUCUAAAGUGGAUUCUUAUGCAAAAACAUCUGUGAAAUUCUCCAAGCAAGAUUCAAUAUUCGAAGAACGGCGUAGACGACUGCAAGAAGUUUGUAACGGGAAAGAAAAUGUAUUCAUUGGUAACAACACGGAAGCUAAUAUCAAAGGUCGAAUGCACAUUGAUUCGAGACACAAAAUUAUAUACUGUGCCAUUGAGAAAACUGGCUCAACAUUUUGGAAGCGAACUAUGCAAAUUCUUAUCGGCAUACGGAACGCUAGUAAUCCAUUUGUUAUUCGGGGUAUGGAAGCGCAUUUCAGUUUCAAUACUCUGAGAAAGGUUUCUUUUGAUAUAGUUCACGUUCUUUUACAGAAAUAUACCAAAUUCUUGUUCGUGAGAGAACCGUACGCUCGCCUCUUGUCGGGAUAUGUCGACAAGCUUUUCUCGCCCAAUUCGUUCUACUGGAAAUACACAGGCACCUAUAUUGUUCGUUACUUUCGUUCACUUCCGUCUAACCACAGUAUCAAGUGUGGCCAUGACGUCACGUUUCCGGAAUUUAUUGAUUACUUCAUAGAUUCGGAAGAACAUAAUCGAUUCAGAAACGGCCAUUUCACACCGAGUUACGAUCAUUGUCGACCUUGCCAGAUUCAGUAUGAUAUUAUUGGGAAGCUUGAGUCAUUUAAAAACGACACUAUAUUCAUUCUGGAAAAACUUGGUGUAGAUUCUCUCAUCCAUUUCUCAGAUUUUGCCAAAGAGAGCGAAAUCGACGCUUUAACCGAUGCGGCAGAUAACGUCUAUGCCAUGAGGUUAGCGGUCACAAAAUGCAUGACGUUUACAGAAGCCUUACGUCGAGUGUGGAAGAAAAUGCAGAUCCGUGGUCUUUUGAGCCGCGAAAUUCCGUUUCCUUAUUCAGACGAUUCCCGGGCUUACAUUCCAUAUUCCACUUUCUUAAAAACAUUACUUGAUGCUCACGCACGUUCUGGUCCCAGAGAUAAAAGGAUCGAAAACCGCAAGCUGGCUCUCAUAGAAGCCUAUCGACAAAUCGACUACAGACAAUUGUUGAGGCUGAAAAGAAUUCUUGAACCAGAUUGCAAAAUAUUUGGUUAUGAUCCAGAACCAUCCAUUAUCUUCCAGCAAACUAGGCAGCCUGAAUCAUUCUAUUUUAUGUUUGAUUAUUAAACGGUUGACAAAUCGGUUUAAAUGGAUGAAUCAGUUUGAAGUAUAUCAACUGUUGGACUUUGUGAUAAAACGUCUUAAAUUCCCAUCUCAAAAAGACCCAGUCACUGCAAUCAUAAUUGAAUGCAAACAGAUUUAAACAAAUGACAUUCCAUUCAUAAAAUAAACCAGUGAGUGAAACAAUAAUAAUAAUUCUUUCUACUAUAGGUACAAGGCCAAAAAUUUGGGGGAGGGGAAUAGUCGAUCAGUGCGUAUCUGCUACUUAUUCCAUCAACCCCGAAAGGAUAAAAGGUAAAGUCAACCUCGUCAGAAUUUGAACUCAGAACGUAUAGACGAAUGAAAUGACGCGAAGCAUUUUGACCGGCGUGCUAACGAUAGUUGUAAUACAAUGUGCUACUGCUGUAAUUCAAUGUGCUGUCCAGAACGACAUUAUCCUUUUCUGACUUAUAAAACACGCCUUUCAAGUAUUUUAUACCUACAAUACAUCAAAUAGGUUAUCAUGCAGUUAACCGUCGUAAAAAUAGUGGAAGUAAAUUGCCCUUAAAAAAUGGAGUAAUUGCGAUAGAAACCGGAAGUGACGACAGUGACAUUCCAUGAUUUCAAGUAAAUACCGUAUGUAACGUACUAACAUACUUUUUAUAUAAGACAAAAACAAUCACAUUUACGAGGAAACUUAACGGUCAUUGAUGUCCGAAAUGAGAUUCGUGAAUAGGUUUUCACUAUCUCUAAAUUUGUU